Aspergillus melleus is the source of this 2220-nucleotide messenger RNA. RefSeq names its product Zn(II)2Cys6 transcription factor. Bases 1 to 2220 code for a protein of 739 amino acids. Gene Ontology annotation, biological process: DNA-templated transcription; positive regulation of transcription by RNA polymerase II. The record is from RefSeq and is a predicted model, not a curated record. The transcript is spliced from 3 exons. Lineage: Eukaryota; Fungi; Ascomycota; Eurotiomycetes; Eurotiales; Aspergillaceae. Gene Ontology annotation, molecular function: zinc ion binding; sequence-specific DNA binding; DNA-binding transcription factor activity, RNA polymerase II-specific.
AUGUCCGCAUCCAAUACGCCAAUUCGGCGACGUCCCCUGGCAUGUCUUCGAUGUCGCCGGCGCAAAGUGCGCUGUGACGGUGGGGUGCCGGCUUGCUCGAACUGUGCAAAAGCACAUGUGGAAUGCUUUGAAGGAUUGGCGCAGGCAGAAGUGUCUCGGAGCCGUCUCAGUUACCUCGAGAAUCGAGUCCGUGAACUCGAGGCCCUCAACGGAGAACAUGCCCGUUCUUCGGUAUCCGCCCGUGGCUCCCCCGCGGACAAUAACCGAGGCCUGUCUUUGGGAGAACGCGACUAUCUCCUCCAAGAAAGACGCGACCACGAUUUUACGCAAGUAAACCCAGCCCUAUCACAACUACCAUUACAGCCUCAGAGUCAAAGCCAAGGUCCUCCGAACAGCGAUACACCUGCUGCUGGAGUGUCUCCGGCCGUCUCGGGCUCUAGCCGAAUCACCCGAGACCAACCGUUGGCUCAUGAAGUUGGCCUAUUGUCUCUGGCGAACGCAGCCGAUCCGAAAUAUCUCGGUCCAUCGUCGGGAGUUUCAUUUGCGCGUUUAAUCUACGAGAGUGCACCGCAGUCCCAAGGCCUCCCGGCAUCAUACCUGCGAGAGCAAGGACUCGAUUUCGGUCAUGCCACCGACAGGCUGACGCAGGACGCGCUUGCGUCUGAUUUGCAACCAAUCGGGCUACCCUCGUUGGCUGACUGCAACCAGUACAUGGAAGCUUAUUUCGCUGCGACGUCUCUUUUGCCCUUUAUCUCGCAAGAUGGGUUCAGUGGUCUUCUGAAUCAUGUGCAUCGGUUCUCUGAAACAGCCCCUUGGGAUCACCCGUUGCCUGUCAAGUUGGCUUUUGCGCAGGUAUUUCUUGUUUUGUCUCUGGGUGCUAGGUUCUUGGAAACAAAGCUUGGUGCGGACUUUUGCUCGCGUGGUCUGUUCGCCUCGGGUAUGAAUUAUGCUUCGCAGAUUAAAUUGCAUGACAACAUUGAGGGUGUUCAGAUCUUGCUUCUGUUGGUUCUUCACAGCUUCUUCAAUCCUGAGGGGCUUAAUGCGUGGUAUUUAUUGCACACGAUAAUCGCCAGUUGUUUGGAUUUAGGGUUGCAGCGGCGUGACACGAAUGUUCGACCUUCAGAACCCCUGGAACAUCGCGCCAUGCGGCACCUACGAAGUGCUCUGUUCUGGUCUGCCUACUCUAUGGACCGAACGCUUACCACGAUCCUAGGGCGACCGCUCACCUUGCGAGAUGAGGCUAUUGAUCGUGAUUUCCCUGGAAUGGAAAACCAGGAGGAAAUAGGAGUAACGGCCACGCAUUGGAAUGCAGCUCAUCAUGAUCAGAAUCAUCACUUCACACUUUUGGAUGCAGAAAUGUCCCAUUACCUGCCGUGCAUAUAUUCCCUGCGCUUCGAUCGGAUAAUAGCGGAGAUCAAGCUAAUGAUCUACCGGGUAUCCCGCGCACCGCAGCGAUUUCCAUGGCCUAACGAUCUCGAGUCGUGGCAGAUGGAGACCGAGAAAUCGUGCGUUGCGCUUUUCCAAGAGAUUCAGGACCGACAGCGUGGUCGUGCCAUUAGCAGCUCUGGGCACUUAUCAGGAGUCGUUGUCCAGAAAUUGGAGCUCAAAUACCACCAAAGUAUUAUGUUACUAUAUCGCCCAAGCCCUCAGAUCCCUAAGCCCACUCCCAAAGCCGCUCAGGCUUGCUUCACCAGCGCAAUGGAAAUCAUCCGGGUGCAAGCUGAGCUUCACCGAUUCGCGAACAUGGAAUGCUCCUGGCUGUCAGCCCAUUCCAUCUUCGUGGCCACUAUAACCAUACUCUAUUGUUUAUGGACGUUUCCAGCCGUCCGGCAGGAGAACUCCCUCGGCUCGUGCCUCAAGCGUGCGGAAUUGUCUGUUCAGCUGCUGGAUUCUCUCCGUAAAACAUGGCUUGUGGCACACGAAGCAUGUCAGAAGCUGAGGAGGCUCAUCGCGUUGACUGCGGAGGUUUAUAAUCCCAAGCAGCCUGAGCAUACAACUGGCCAGCAGCUAGGCGGAUUGAAUGAGCAUGCUUACAAUUUAGGCUAUGGUUCGCAGACGAAUGAUGGCGAGGCACCUUAUUUCGGACAGCCUAGGGCGGCAAUGAAUCCGGAGCCGCAGGACAGAACCAACGUUCUUAUCGACGAACUAGGAAUUCUUCGCGACUUAUUCGAUCUCGGCUGGCUGAAUGAUGUUGACUUUGCAGCUCAGUCUGAGAUCUAA